AUGCGCUGCUCUUUGGUUCAGAGAGGUGGUGGGUACUCCAACAUUGAUUGGAAGACGAGGGCACGGCGCACCGUGCAGCGGUUCGUGCGCCGUUACGUUCCAGAUCCUCGUGAUGAUCCAUUGACAGAGGUCCCAAUGAAUGAGGAGACUUACAAGAAGACGUAUUUGCAGCAGGAGGGUGGUGUCCGUGUAGGGAUACGCCCCGGUCAGUUGGUUGAGGAUUACAUGGCGGAGCGUGACAAGAAAUGGCUGGAAGGGCAGCGGCUGACCACCGGACGACUUGUGGAGGAGCAGAAGCUACCAACCACUAGCGACGGUCAGCUUUUUUAUGGGACAGGGACACGUGAGACGUAUAUGGAUGUGGGGACCGCCAAUAAACAUGUGAAGCCUCCUAAGCCUAGCGAUUAUGAAUCAGACGAGGAGUUGAUCUUGAUGCGGCGCCAAUUGCAGGUGGAGAACGAAGCAGAAUACCGUAAGUUCGUUGCGGAGACAAAGCGGGCGGAGAUAAAAAUGGAGGAGACGCGGAAGCGCCGCCGGCCUCACCCAACUGACCCAACUUAUGACCCUUUUAAGAUAACCCCCGGUUAUCGUCCUCAGGACAGUGCUGCGCUCGCUCAGUGGUUGAAGAGGCAGCGUGAGUCCGGAAAGACGGCGAGCGGCCUCUCGUUACAGACACGGGAGGGCCAGGAGCGGUUUUACAAUGAGGAGAAGAUGGCCACCCAGUUUCAUGCUAACCCAUUUUCUGCUCGUAUCGAGGAGCCCCGGGGCCUUUCGAGGAUGCGCAUCACGGCAUAUACACCGGAUAGCAUAUUUGUAAAUGACAAGGAGGUAAUCGGUUCUUGCAUUGUUACUGAUAAGUCGUACUACCACUGGAAUGUAAGCAGCUUCGAAGAGGUUAAUGAACGUACACUGGCGCUUUUGCUUCACUUGUACCCGGUGCCUGACGUCAUAUUUCUUGGGACGGGUCGAAAUCUUCAUUUUAUUGAUGAGGAGCUGCGCAUAGCAUUCCAGAAGCGGGGAUCUAUUAUUCACUGCCUCACUACCCCGCAGGCGUGUGGCCACUUCGGCGUGCAGCUGUCUGUUUCGCGUCGUGCUGCACUGGCCGUCAUCAACCCAAUUCCGACGAACGGUUAUGGCACAGAGUGUUUUGGUGAUUUUAUCGAAAACGAUAUGUUUUCCCUUUCUGACACGCAGCUGGGCAUUCCUCCCAUUAAGCAGUUCUCGUCGGCCUUGUUUAAACCGAACAAGGUAGCAGAAAAGUACCGCCAUAUGCAGGGAACUGGGUUCGGUCCAAAGUACCACCAGCUCAGUGAUGGCCGGUUGGUGCGACCGGGAACGAGCGGAACCAAGCUACGACCGUUGAUUGAACCUGGCGAGGAUGUGCAGUGGGAGACGCUACCGUCGUAUUACCAUUGGUAUCCUAAGGAACAUUUGCAUGACUAUAUUGAAAAUACUACUAUGCGUGAGAUUCAGGGCAAACCAACAGGUGAUCCGACAGAGCGCCGCCUUCAGCAAGCGCUCCGCGGUGAAAAGUCGGACAAACGUGAGUCACCAACGCCGGAUAUCGCCCCGUGGGACUCCGCAUCGAUUCCAAUCACGAAGUUUCCACACGAGCGUAAUGACGACGAGGUGGUGGUGGAGGAUCCUAAGACUGGACGCAUCAUCGGGAUGGACCGUAAUACAUAUGAGCGUUGGCGUGUCAUGAUGCAGGAGCGGCGUGAGGGAAAACCAGAGAGCGAUCCUGUGGAGUAUGACCAGGAGCGGUUUGUAACGAACAAAGAUGGAGUUGUAUUCGACUUAUCGAAAGUAAAAUAUCGGCCCAUUUUCGAAGGUCGGUGGAAUCCCAGGCGCCCUCAGAGCACGGGUCGGACGAACCCCAUCAUGGUUUAG
Molecule: messenger RNA, 1890 nt
Organism: Trypanosoma brucei brucei TREU927
Lineage: Eukaryota; Euglenozoa; Kinetoplastea; Trypanosomatida; Trypanosomatidae
Exons: 1
Coding region: 1-1890 (629 amino acids)
Biological process (GO): mitochondrial respiratory chain complex I assembly
Cellular component (GO): mitochondrial inner membrane
Source: RefSeq, a predicted model, not a curated record